AUCAUUCCUAUAUUAUAAUCAGAUAUAAAAAAAGAUGCCUUUUUGAGCUCAGAAUCUUUUUCAUGGAGAAAAAAAUAUGAAUAGAAUUGAGAAGAAAAGAAGGCGAGUGAACUGGUUCAAAUAUUUGCUUUUCAUGAUGAUGAUGAUGCUCUGCUUUUGAGAUUUUUAAACCAGCAAUGGAUGGAGGAGCUUGAAAUCCAUGCCCGGAAGGUAAAGUAUGGUAUAGCGUACUGCCGAGGUUGAGGGGCAAACGGCGCCGCAUUUGGAGGAGACAGCAAAGAACGCAAGGAAUAUCGUUCUUUGUAGAUAAUCAAAAUCAAAUUUUUGGGGGGUUAACGUUGUCAGGUGGUCUCCUUGUCCUGUUGAGUCACUCUGUGUCUAGCCGAUUUCUUUGGCUUCUCUCUCUAGCUUACGCAUUUGAUUCCUCUCUCUCUCUCUCUUCACCCUUUCUCUCUCUCCAUCUUCCUCUCUCUCUAAUCUGUGUCUUCUUCUUUCUGUGUCAUUGCAUUGCUUUCCUCUGCUUGCUUUGCUUUCCUCUUUCAUGGCAGAAGAAACAACUAAAUAUUUAUACAUGUGAGCAGAAACCCAGGAGACAGACAAUCAUAUUGUAGAUUGGUAUAGAUUUUUACAUUUUCAGAGACCCAAUAGUCUGGGCCGACACCCACCAAAAUUUAUAUUGAAUAAAGGCAGAAGAAAGAGGAGAGGAAAUGGGAUCAUCAUCAGGGCAAGGAAGCAACUAUGACCUGUCCUUCAAGAUCUUGCUGAUCGGGGACUCCGGGGUCGGCAAGAGCAGCCUCCUCGUCAGCUUCAUCUCUUCCUCUGUCGAAGGUCUUGCCCCUACCAUUGGUGUGGAUUUUAAGAUCAAGCUGCUCACGGUAGCUGGCAAGAGAGUAAAGCUAACAAUCUGGGACACUGCUGGUCAGGAAAGGUUCAGAACGCUGACGAGCUCCUACUAUAGGAAUGCCCAGGGAAUUAUUCUUGUCUAUGAUGUGACCAGAAGAGAGACGUUUACGAACUUAUCAGAUGUAUGGGCUAAGGAAGUCGAACUAUAUUCCACCAAUCAGGACUGUAUAAAGAUGCUCGUCGGGAACAAAGUCGAUAGAGAUUCGGAAAGGGCUGUAAGUACAGAAGAAGGAGUUGCUCUUGCAAAAGAGCUCGGGUGUUUGUUCCUUGAAUGCAGCGCAAAAACUAGAGCAAAUGUGGAGCAGUGCUUCGAAGAGCUUGCCUUAAAGUAUAUGUGCAGAUAAUGGACAUUCCAAGUCUCUUAGAAGAAGGAUCCACCGGCAUCAAGAGAAACAUUCUCAAGCAAAAGCAAGAACAGCAAGCACCUCCUCUCAGUGGUUGUUGUUCAUAAUCUGCCACAUUACAGAGACAUCGUUCCCUGUGAAGGCUUCGGUUAUUCAACGGCAGCAAGAGAGACUUGGUGAGGAAGGCGACUUAGGCUUCUUUCUUGACCACUUCGAGCACAAAUCAUGUAUAUGCUAAACAACUUUUUAAUUGCUUGGGUUUCCCUCUCAGCGAUCUCUUGCUCUUUAUUAUGUAAUCAUGUUGUUGAUCAGUGAGUAUCCUCACUUGUACCAUCUUCUCAAAAUGCUGGGUCUCUUGAAUGCGUAUCUAUCUCAGGUAUAAUGCCUCGUGUUUCCUUCCUUUUA
Molecule: messenger RNA, 1652 nt
Organism: Punica granatum (pomegranate)
Lineage: Eukaryota; Viridiplantae; Streptophyta; Magnoliopsida; Myrtales; Lythraceae
Source: RefSeq, a predicted model, not a curated record